Exophiala dermatitidis NIH/UT8656 is the source of this 2381-nucleotide messenger RNA. RefSeq lists its product as uncharacterized. Gene Ontology annotation, molecular function: ubiquitin binding. The coding region runs from base 358 to 1887 and encodes 509 amino acids. The transcript has a single exon. The record is from RefSeq and is a predicted model, not a curated record. Gene Ontology annotation, cellular component: endoplasmic reticulum. NCBI's taxonomy places the organism in Eukaryota, Fungi, Ascomycota, Eurotiomycetes, Chaetothyriales, Herpotrichiellaceae.
GCCCAAGGCCCAUCAGGCCCCAGUACCGCCGGCCCCUCGGGCGCUCGCUGCACCUUAAUAAUAAUUAUAAAAUUAUCCAUCCCGCGGCGCGUUCUCUGCAGGCCACUGCAUCCGCCAUCGGCCCCAUCCACUUCCUCUGCAUAUGACAUCGCGCGUGGAUCAACCAGAGUUACCUGUCUUUUGUUGUGCCUGAUCGUAUAUUUGGAUACACCUAUACCUGAGAUCCUCAGCUUGCAGUUUUCCCUUUCCAUCAACUUACAAGUUGUCAGCAGGGCGGGCAUGUCUAUGCUCUUGAUUCGAUAACAGCGUCUGUUGCCUACUACUGCGUUGCGAGCUCUGUCUGAAGCUGGACCCGGGAUGUCCUCCCCAGAUAUCUCACAGUUAACUCCUGCGCAACAGGAGGCGCUGCAAACCUACACCGCAGUAACAGACCAAGACCCAAUUUCCGCCAUUCCAUUGCUCCAACGAUGCGAAUGGAACGUCCAGAUUGCCAUCGCCCGCUUUUUCGAUGGCGAGCCUGCCACCGAUCCGUUAUCAGAAGCUCGUUCCGCGCUGCCUCCAGCCUCCAGCCGACAGACCGCAAACCUCCAAUUUGAAUCCUUGCUCUCCUCCACGCACCCUACCCGCCCUCGUGCGAACCCAGAAGAUAUCGUAGAGAGAGUCGACACAAGUCCCUCGACCGAAACACAAUACCGGCCAUCAAUCCUAUUCUCCAUCCUCUUCUCUCCGAUUAAUGUCAUGUAUCGAGUCAUAAGCGCAAUACUGUCACCGUUGAGUUUUCUUGUACCCUCAUUCCUAUCGAGACUACUUCAUCGCCUUGUAUACCAACAAUCACGGCCUACGCGGAGAUCUCUCCCUCCGGCCGAAACAACAAGGAGAUUCAUUCGGGAGUUCAGUGAAGAGUAUGGGACAAAUGUCUUGCCAUUCUCGGAAUCAGGCUUCAACUUGACUUUGGACACCGCGAAAAAAGACCUCAAAUUUCUCCUGGUUGUCCUCCUGUCACCUAGCCACGAUGAAAACACUACAUGGGUGCAAGAGACACUGCUGUCCAGUCCGAUAAAAUCUUUCCUGGACUCUCAUAAAGACGAACUAUUGCUUUGGGGCGGUAAUGUCCAGGACGCUGAGGCUUACCAGGUAUCAUCUAGUCUGCAGUGCACAAAAUUCCCGUUCGUUGCCUUAGUCUGUCAGACAACCGACGCGGGCUCGUCAGCGAUGACAGUCAUCAUGAGAGCAGCAGGACCCAUGCCUGCAUCUGAGCUGGUUGCGAAGCUCGGGACGGCGAUGACGGCACAUCAAGCGCAGUUGGCUGCCGCUCGGGCUCAACGAGCCGAGCAGCAAGCGUCGCGAAAUCUACGCCAGGAGCAGGACUCAGCAUAUGAACGCUCCCUUGCCCAGGAUCGCGAGCGUGUCCGGCAAAGGCGAGAGGCAGAAGCGGCAGCCGCACGAGCGGAGAGAGAGGCACAAGAAAGAGCUGAGGCGCUUGCGAAGAGAAAGGCAAACAUGGAGCAAUGGAGACAGUGGCGGGCUCAGUCGCUGCCGAAGGAGCCUGGACCUGAGGUGAAAGACGCCAUUCGAGUCAGUAUUCGCAUGGCUUCUGGCGAGCGGAUCAUUCGCAAGUUUCACUCAGAAGCAGAUCUGGACGAGCUUUAUGCUUUUGUUGACUGCUACGAAAUCUUAAAAGCCAAGGAGGCGGGUGACUUGACCGGGACAGAAGUUGAGGAGCCAGCUAAUUACGAACAUGAAUAUGGCUUUCGUCUAGUUUCGCCAAUGCCAAGGACGGUAUUCGACUUGGAGCAGGGAGGUUCCGUAGGCGAGAGAAUAGGGAGGGCAGCGAACCUGCUUGUCGAACCUAUCGAAGAGGACGACGAAGGUUCCGAUGAAGAAUAAAGUGUUGGUAGACUUUUGCGAACUUGCAAUAAUCAGCAAGGAUGCCGGCACAUCCGCAUGGGCAGCGAUAUCGAUCAUCACGCUAUUGUCUGGAAGGCCCGUUUGUAUUGCAAUUCUUCUAAGAGCCCGCCUUCAGACCUCAGUGGUUGUCAGCAUUCCGAAAACGGAGUCAUGAAGCCACCAUGUCCGCAGGUAGAGCACUCCCUCUAGCCCGAAAUGGGAAGGAAUGUCGUACGGUUCACAUGUAAGGUCCCAGAGCGCUCCAAGAGAGCUGCUCAGGGAAGAUAAACUACUAGUAGUACCCUUGUACUCACAUUGAUGAUCACUGCAAACUGGGGUCGUCCACAGCUGAGUCGGUGGUGACCUAAGUCUUAGGCCAGGCUUUGGUUCCAGAGAGGGCGUUGCUUGCAUCGUUACCUGAUAAGCUAGUAGAUCCAUUUUCAAGAUAGGCCAAGGUGGAAGAGCCUUAAGGUCUCUUUUACCUCGGAUUUGAC